Molecule: messenger RNA, 5221 nt
Organism: Peromyscus californicus insignis
Lineage: Eukaryota; Metazoa; Chordata; Mammalia; Rodentia; Cricetidae
Gene: Mon1b
Product: MON1 homolog B, secretory trafficking associated
Exons: 5
Coding region: 607-2283 (558 amino acids)
Biological process (GO): protein targeting to vacuole; vesicle-mediated transport
Source: RefSeq, a predicted model, not a curated record
UGGGUGAAAGGAACCAGGCCCCUCCCUCUUGGCCCAGCGUGCAAGCUGCGCCCUCUUCAGCCGGUAGUCCUGGGUACAAGAAGUGAGCCGCCCGCGUCCCAGUUCUCAGCUGACGCUGGCUGCAUCAGGGAGGGAGUCGCUCAGAGAAGAUUCCAUAGAGUUUCGUGAGAGUCCCGCGCCAUCUCUACGGGGAGGGAACGCAGCGUAAGGCGGCCACCGGCGCUACCGGAGAGUGAAUACCGCUGUGAAACCGGAAGUGUCCCGGGAGGCGUCGCUUCCGGAAGUGUGGCAUCUCCCCACCACACCAGGAAGUGUGGUGCCGCCGCGGCUCCUGGAAGUGUUGCUGUCCACCCAGUUGAGAUGCGGGCUUGAAACAGGUGUUAAUGUGUCAUUGUUCGCGGAGACUCACCGGAGCGUCACCCUUCCGAAAGUGCCGGAGGGUGCAAGUAUUUGAUCAUGUUUUUGAAUGUUGCGUCCUGUCGAAAACUCUAGGGGAAUCCACAGCACUAGGAAUGUAUCUAGGGGGCCUGGCUCCCUAACGGCUUUUAAGAAGUUUUCUCUUGCUGCCCAUCACCCUCGAUUCCCCUUCUCCCCAGGGAUGUGCAAAUGGAGGCCGGAGGAGAUAGUGCUGUCCCAGCCCCCGGGGGCGUGGAGGACUUGGUGGACACGCAGUUCCCCAUUGAGGAGGCUGGAGACAGUGAAAGGGUUCACUCGAGCACGCCGGAUCCCGGAGAUGGGGACCCGGAGGACACAGGAUCCAAGGCCAAGGACCAGCCACCCAGCCUCCUGUCACCUUUGCCUCAGGCUGAGGCCCCAUCAAGCACUUGUGAGCACUGGAAAACUACAGCUUCAGAUGGCAGUCCCACUGGAGAACCUGAGGGUAGCUCUGAGGGCCAGGCAGAAGACCCCAGUGAUGGGGACCCCAAUGAUGGUGACCCCAGUGACGAGGACUGGCGCAGCCAAAGGAAGCACGUGUUUGUGCUGAGUGAGGCAGGCAAGCCCAUCUACUCACGGUAUGGUAGUGUGGAGGCACUGUCUGCCACCAUGGGUGUGAUGACAGCCCUUGUGUCCUUCGUACAGAGUGCAGGAGAUGCCAUCCGAGCCAUCUAUGCUGAGGACCACAAGCUGGUGUUCCUGCAGCAAGGCCCACUCCUGCUGGUGGCUGUGUCCCGAACUCCACAGUCAGCAGCACAGCUACGGGGUGAGCUGCUUGCAGUGCAUGCACAAAUUGUAAGCACACUGACUCGUGCAAGCGUGGCCCGCAUCUUUGCACAUAAGCAGAACUAUGAUCUACGUCGUCUGCUGGCUGGCUCAGAGCGCACACUGGACCGGCUCCUGGACAGUGUGGAGCAAGACCCUGGUGCCCUGCUCCUGGGUGCUGUGCGUUGUGUGCCUCUGGCCCGUCCACUGCGGGAUGCCCUGGGUACACUACUGCGGCGCUGUACAGCCCCAGGCCUGGCCCUGUCAGUACUGGCUGUUGGCGGCCGACUGAUAACAGCAGCCCAGGAGAGGAAUGUGCUGGCUGAGUGCCGACUGGACCCAGCUGAUCUGCAGUUACUGCUUGACUGGGUGGGUGCACCAGCCUUUGCAGCAGGUGAGGCAUGGGCACCUGUGUGCCUGCCUCGCUUCAACCCAGAUGGUUUCUUCUAUGCCUAUGUGGCCCGUCUGGAUUCCAUGCCUGUCUGCCUGCUGUUGCUUGGUACCAACCGUGAAGCUUUCCAUGCCAUGGCUGCCUGCCGGCGCUUGGUUGAAGAUGGGAUGCACAACCUUGGUGCCCUGCGUACCCUUGGGGAGGCUGCCAACUUCUCUAACGGGCCAGCAGCCAAUGCCCCUGCCUACAGUGUGCAGGCUGUGGGAGCACCUGGCCUCCGGCAUUUCCUCUACAAGCCACUGGACAUCCCUGACCAACACCGCCAGCUGCCACAGUUUACCAGUCCUGAGCUAGAGGCCCCAUACAGCAGAGAGGAGGAGCGACAGCGACUGUCCGACUUGUAUCACCGCCUGCAUGCUCGCCUGCAUAGCACCUCCCGGCCCCUGCGCCUCAUUUACCAUGUGGCUGAGAAGGAAACACUGCUGGCCUGGGUGACCUCCAAAUUUGAGCUUUAUACUUGCCUCAGCCCCCUGGUGACCAAGGCAGGUGCCAUCUUAGUAGUGACAAAGCUCCUGCGCUGGGUGAGGAAGGAAGAGGAUCGGCUUUUCAUCCGUUACCCACCCAAGUACUCCACACCCCCCUCCUCCUCGGUAGAGCAGGCCCCCAACAAUGGCUUGUUCUCUGGACUCUGAAUGACUGCUGGAGUGACCACAUUUGGCUUUCAAAUUCUGUCUCUACUCUGGAAAUGUGGGUAGAAGUCUGUGUGGGGCUGGUCCCCGUUUCCCCGGGCAGGUGGGCAAGAUCUCAGGGUUUGCCCACAAAUGGGAGAAGGGGCACAGGUUGUGCUCUGAGCCCCCUCAGGCACCUCCACACUUAAGAAAGUCGAAAGCCUCCUCUGCCUCACCUCCGUGACUAACCUGAAUGCCACUGUACCCUCUGUCAUUGGCAGCACAGGUUGCUGCAAUGUGCAUCUUCCAAGCAGACCUAAGACUGGGCCAAGGCUCCCCUCAGGGUAGGGGCGGGUAACCCACAAGGGCUCUAGAAUUUGGAACGCAGGGCUAGCCUAUGCUUGAAACCAGCCUAAGGAUGUUUGAAGAAAACUACAGAAAGGGCCUAAAGUUGAAUCCCACACGACGUUCUUCUGUCCUUGGUGUCCUUUUUUUCCUCCACCAUUUUUCCCUACUUUAAAAAAACAAACAAGCCCCACCAAUUCGGGCCGUUUCUUACAUUAAUAAGAAGGUUGCCUCCAGUGUCUACCUGUGUAACACAUGCCACAUGACUUCACCCAGCGGCCGGCCGGGAUGCAGCUUUGUGAAGACGCUCCUAUCCUCUAAGGCUUCUACUUGAGAGAGAGCUUUCUUUAGGCCCUUUUAGUGGAGACCUGUGAACUGUGAAGGAGACAGGGCUUGGAACUCUAUUGCCAUUUGUUCUGGACGUUGGCCGCUGGCAGCAGCAACCUAAAGGAGAAGAACCUUUGAAGAGUUUGUACGCACAACCCUCCUCAACAGCCCACUACCCUGCUUCCAGCCUUUUUUAGCAAUAUGGCUCUGUGGUUGUGCGCAUGCGUGCUAACUAUCAGUUGCGUUGCAGAUGUCCUGCGCUUGCUCAGAGCAGAUACCUGUGUUGCCCCACCCCCUGGUUUCCUGCAAUGGUUGUAGUGGCACGUGCUGCUUUUCCCUGUUUUCCACUUUUCUAUGGCACAUGCGCAGAUGCCCCACAUUGGGAAAUGGCUGCGGAGCUGGAGCCUUUGAUGGCGGAGUGGCUGGGACCUGAGGAGGCUGAGGAUGCCGGAGGUAGUGGGGGCCCACAGGGUAGAAGGGAGAGAGGCUUUGGCCCAUUAAAAUAAUCGAGAGUAAUUUUUUUAGAAAAAAAAUGUUUUUAGCCUAUUGAAUUUUUUAACUUCCACACAGUGGAAAUAAAUAACAUGCCUGUUCUCAUCACCUAGGUUAACUUGCCACCUUUAUUGACCCAAUUAAAUACUUAAAUAGUUCAUUUUAGGACCCGUUACUAAACAAAUCGGGAAGGGAUAGUGACAUUGUCACAAAAACUGUAACAAAUCCCUGUUGCCGCACAGCCGAGGGAAGGAAGAACUGAUGUCAUUCGCGGCCAGCCUAGAUGAUUACUGCAGGGAUUCUUUUCCAGGCCCUUGAGAAUGGUUUUCUCAGUUUUCAAAUUUGUUGUGACUUAAGUCGUGACAGCUUCUCCCCUCAUUGGGGACAAGGAACUGGAGUCCAGCCUAGAAAUACUGGAAACUGCAGUUCUUUGAAAAUAUCUUUCACAGUAAAUCCACCCGAAGAACAUUUUUUGUUUUGAUUAUAGAAAGUUCCCAAACAUUGUGCAGUAGAGAAAAUAGCAUGACCAGUGACCCGGACUGUGCUUCAACGGGUGUUCAAACUUUGUCUUUGUAUCUAUACCCACCUUCCCUUCCCGAGCACCAGGUCUGUCACUACAUGACCAAACAUGGGAGGCGGCAUCUUGCCAGACCUGUCUAUUCAGAUUCCAAAACAAUGGGUGUGACCUUCAAGAACUGCAGUUUCCCCGGGCACCCGGGCACCCGAAACACCUACUUGGUGCUUGGUACACAGUGAUUUUUUUUUUCUUUUUUCAAAUGGAUGAAUAAUGAAAUCGUUUUAACAGAAUUUGUCUUAAAUUGCAGCCACAUGUUGGGUGCCAGUUUUCAAAGAAUAAAAAUCAGACAGCAACGAACCACACUUUAUUAAGCAUUUGCUACAGUGCCACAGAGAUUUGAAAACUUAGCAUCAGCCUCAAUGUUUAAGUAAUGAGGGACUUCACUGAGGGACUCAACUAGAGGAAGUUGGAAGGCAUAUCAGGUUACAUUUCUUAGCCAUUGAAUUGGGCGUAGGGGGAUAAUUCUUAGCGCCAGUGGCAUCCAGGCCUUCUGGUGGAGGCUUAUGGUUUUAGCAGAUGGCCUUCCACAUCAGUAGCCCCCAUGCUAGGUAAUCACAGAAGAUUGAAUACACAAACACCAAUGGACCAAGGGUAGGCAGUGGUGACUUAUGACAGAUACAAGAAGUGAUCACAAAAGUGACCAAAUUAGGGAUAGCCGUGAAGAUUGUAGAUUUUUUAAAGAGGCGAAGAAACAAUUUUCAGUUGAUAUAAUUGUUCAUUUAUAAAAAAAUGGACCGCAGAAGUUUAAUUUUUAUUAUGGAAUAGUUGGGAUUGAAACAAGAAAGGAAGGGGGUGUCAAGGAGAGCCGCUUGGAAAGCGAGGUAAGCACACUUUGAUAACUGGUUAAGGGCCUUGGAUUGGGGAGGGAAGCAAAAUGGAGGUCUUUUGUGAUUCAUUGUUUUAUUUAUCACUUAGAAAAAUAGGUAGUAAUAUGUAAUUUAAAGUAUAAGAAGGAAAGGGAAAGGUGAGCAGCACCUGAGGAUUAUACAUUAACAUUGGAGCAAUGAUAACUCCCAGAUUUUAAUGGCGAUUGUGCAGUUACUUGGAGUCUCUGUAUAUAGGAAAUAUGCACUGGAAUAUUAAAUAUUAAUGGGCCAUACUAUCUGCAACUUACAGUUGAAAAACACUCAAAACAUGGAGGCUCUGAUAGAGUACCACAGCCUAUUUCUACGACUUUUGUGUACAUCUGAAAUAAUUUCAAAAUAAAAUGUUAAAAGGGGA